UGGGGGUGGGGGCGGGGAGAGCUGCGAGCUGUCAGUGGAGAGAGAGUGGGACUCGCGCUCCUGGCCGGAUUCCGAGCUGGAAAUUUCGGCGGCUCUCGCUCGCAGGCAAAGGGCAAUCGCCGCGCUCCCCCGGAGCGGCCUCUUUUGUAGAAGCACCUGAAGUGCAGGGUCUGGUGCACUAAGCAGUAGCGCAGCGGAGGCAAGAGCCACAGCGACAACCUGGGGCCCUGCGUAGAAGCUCCAUCCCCUUGUGUUUCGUGUCCGCCUGCGUCCGCAGACUCGGAGGCAGAUCAUCUUGGAAGACGUAGGACUCUGAAAUGUUUCCCCUAAAGGAUGCUGAAAUGGGUGCCUUUACCUUCUUUGCCUCGGCUCUGCCACAUGACGUUUGUGGAAGUAAUGGACUUCCUCUUACACCAAAUUCCAUCAAAAUUUUAGGGCGAUUUCAAAUCCUUAAGACCAUCACCCAUCCCAGACUUUGCCAGUAUGUGGAUAUUUCUAGAGGAAAGCAUGAAAGACUGGUGGUGGUAGCUGAACACUGUGAACGGAGUCUAGAAGACUUGCUUCGAGAAAGGAAACCCGUGAGCUAUUCAAAGGUUUUGUGCAUAGCAUUUGAGGUACUUCAGGGUUUGCAGUAUAUGAACAAGCAUGGUAUAGUACAUCGGGCCCUGUCUCCUCAUAAUAUUCUUUUGGACCGAAAGGGACAUGUUAAAUUGGCUAAAUUUGGACUUUAUCACAUGACAGCUCACGGUGAUGAUGUUGAUUUCCCUAUUGGGUAUCCAUCAUAUUUGGCACCCGAGGUAAUUGCACAAGGAAUUUUCAAAACCACUGAUCAUGUGCCAAGUGAAAAACCAUUGCCUUCUGGCCCCAAAUCAGAUGUGUGGUCUCUUGGAAUCAUUUUAUUUGAGCUUUGUGUGGGAAGAAAAUUAUUUCAGAGCUUGGAUAUUUCUGAAAGACUAAAAUUUUUGCUUACAUUAGGUUGUGUAGAUGACACUAUAAUAGUUCUGGCUGAAGAACAUGGUUGUCUGGACAUUAUAAAGGACCUUCCUGAAAAUGUGAUAAAUCUUUUGAAGAAGUGUCUCACCUUCCACCCUUCCAAGAGGCCAACUGCAGAUGAAUUAAUGCAAGACGAGGUAUUUAGUGAAGUGUCUCCUUUGUAUACUCCCUUUACCAAACCUGCCAGUCUGUUUUCAUCUUCUCUGAGAUGUGCUGAUUUAACUCUGCCUGAGGAUAUCAGUCAGCUCUGUAAAGAUAUAAACAGUGAUUACCUGGCAGAAAGAUCUAUUGAAGAAGUAUAUUACCUUUGGUGUUUAGCUGGAGGUGACUUGGAGAAAGAACUUGUCAACAAGGAAAUCAUUCGAUCCAAACCACCUAUCUGCACACUUCCCAAUUUUCUCUUUGAAGAUGGUGAAAGCUUUGGACAAGGUCGAGAUAGAAGCUCACUAUUAGAUGACACAACUGUGACAUUGUCAUUAUGCCAGCUAAGAAAUAGAUUAAAAGAUGUUGGUGGAGAAGCAUUUUACCCAUUACUUGAAGAUGACCAGUCUAAUUUACCUCAUUCAAACAGCAAUAAUGAAUUGUCUGCAGCUGCCACUCUCCCUUUAAUCAUCCGAGAGAGGGACACAGAGUACCAACUAAACAGAAUCAUUCUCUUUGACAGACUGCUAAAGGCUUAUCCAUAUAAAAAAAAUCAAAUCUGGAAAGAAGCGAGGAUUGACAUUCCUCCUCUAAUGAGAGGUUUAACCUGGGCUGCCCUUCUGGGAGUUGAGGGGGCUAUUCAUGCCAAGUAUGAUGCAAUUGAUAAAGAUACUCCAAUUCCUACAGAUAGACAAAUUGAAGUGGACAUUCCUCGGUGUCAUCAGUAUGAUGAACUAUUAUCAUCACCAGAAGGUCAUGCAAAAUUUAGGCGUGUAUUAAAAGCUUGGGUCGUGUCUCAUCCUGAUCUUGUAUAUUGGCAAGGUCUUGAUUCACUUUGUGCUCCAUUCCUAUAUUUAAAUUUCAAUAAUGAAGCUUUGGCUUAUGCUUGUAUGUCUGCCUUUAUCCCCAAAUACCUGUAUAACUUCUUCUUGAAAGACAACUCACACGUAAUACAAGAGUAUCUGACUGUGUUCUCACAGAUGAUUGCAUUCCAUGAUCCAGAGUUGAGCAAUCAUCUCAAUGAGAUUGGAUUUAUUCCAGAUCUCUAUGCCAUACCUUGGUUUCUCACCAUGUUUACUCAUGUAUUUCCACUGCACAAAAUUUUCCACCUCUGGGAUACCUUACUCCUUGGGAAUUCCUCUUUCCCAUUCUGUAUUGGAGUAGCAAUUCUCCAGCAGCUACGGGACCGGCUUUUGGCUAAUGGCUUUAACGAGUGCAUUCUUCUCUUCUCUGAUUUACCAGAAAUCGACAUUGAACGCUGUGUGCGAGAAUCAAUCAACCUGUUCUGUUGGACUCCUAAAAGUGCUACUUACAGACAGCAUGCUCAACCUCCAAAGCCAACUUCUGAUAGCAAUGGUAUCAGAAGUUCGACACCUUUUUUCUCCACUGAGUGUCCAGAUCCUCCAAAAACAGAUUUGUCAAGAGAAUCCAUCCCAUUGAAUGACCUAAAGUCAGAAGUAUCACCCCGAAUUUCAGCAGAGGACCUCAUUGACUUGUGUGAACUCACAGUGACAGGCCAUUUCAAAACACCUACCAAGAAGACAAAGUCCAGUAAACCAAAGCUCCUGGUAGUUGACAUCCGGAAUAGUGAAGAUUUUAUUCGGGGUCAUAUUUCAGGCAGCAUCAACAUUCCAUUCAGUGCUGCCUUCACUGCAGAAGGAGAGCUUACCCAGGGCCCUUUCACUACUGUGCUCCAGAGCUUCAAAGGAAAGGUCAUUGUCAUCGUGGGGCAUGUGGCAAAGCACACAGCAGAGUUUGCAGCUCAUCUUGUGAAGAUGAAAUAUCCAAGAAUCUGCAUUUUAGAUGGUGGCAUUAAUAAGAUCAAGCCAACAGGCCUCCUCACUGUCCCAUCUCCUCAAAUAUGAAGAACCAGGACUGUGACUGUGAAAAGGACAGAGUGAUAUCAGCCCUCAACAGCCCAACUCUUCAUAGCCUCACCACUCUAAAACAGCUAGACUUCCACAUUGUGGCAUUGCCAUAAAGUUUUGUCCUGAAGCCUUUUUUUUAAUCUCAUAACCCACAUGUUCAGCUAUCCAGGCAACAAACUUGACUGUACAUGUAUUGCUGAAAGAAUUUCCUUAACAGUGAAAUCCGAUCAUGUAUUUUUACCACAGUGCAACACAAAGCCAGAGGAAUUCAGCUGACAAGGCAGAUUUAGCAUUAUCAAGAAAUCUCAAUUGCACUGAAAAAAUCUGUCUCCCGUUGCACUGAACAGACAGUCCUAACAAAGGUAUUAUUUAGAACCAUAGACUGAAUGAAGGUUGAAGUCAUCUUUCCAUGAUAAUGAAAAGUAAAAAGCUAUUCACAAUAUAUUCCUUAUAAGUGAAUGCUA
Messenger RNA from Canis lupus familiaris (dog), 3466 nucleotides. It is a transcript of the gene TBCK, whose product is annotated as TBC1 domain containing kinase. Gene Ontology annotation, biological process: protein phosphorylation; activation of GTPase activity. The record is from RefSeq and is a predicted model, not a curated record. Lineage: Eukaryota; Metazoa; Chordata; Mammalia; Carnivora; Canidae. Gene Ontology annotation, molecular function: ATP binding; GTPase activator activity; protein kinase activity. Bases 318 to 2999 code for a protein of 893 amino acids. The transcript is spliced from 26 exons.